AGGGCGUGGAACGUGGACGUGAUGCGUUUCUUCCUGGAGAGGGGGGCUGAUGUUCUGCGUCCUGACUCCUACGGGGUCACGCCCCUGCAUGUUGCCGCAGCUCUGGACUACGAGGAGAUGAUCCACUUCCUGUUGGAGAGGAAAGCUGACAUUGGUGCUCAGACCAACAUGGAUCAUCAGACCCCUCUGCACUACGCUGCUAAGAACGACGCAGUGGGGGCAGUCAGGGUGCUGCUGCAGUAUGGGGCAGACAUCUCCGCACGAGACUACAAAAAGAGAACCCCUCUACAACUGGCUGCCAACCUAGACAGGAGUGAGGCUGCACGGACGCUAAUGGAACUGGGGGCAGAUGCUGGGGUGAAGGACUCUGAUGGUCAACUUUGCAUCACCGCCAUGAUUGACAAGAUGACCUCAGUGGCUCAUUUGGCGCUGAACCAGUUCCAUGUGACUGACCGGAUGACCAGGCAGCAGUUCUACUACCUCCACCUGCUGGAGCCAGAGCCACCCUGCAAGCAGAAUCCACCAGGACAGGGCUCACAAGAGGGUGUUGCCAGUGAGCCUACAUCACCAUUGGAGUUCAUAGUACACCAGGGGAAGUUGGAUCUCAUCAUGCACCCUGUGGUUCUGAAGCUCAUCACUGUCAAGUGGAAACUAUAUGGCAGGUUGGGGGCUUGGAUACUCCUACUCCUUAACUUCCUGUUUAUAGUCUCCUGGACGACCGUGGCCAUCUCUGUGUCUGUCAUCCGAAACGAGGAGCCUUAUGUUUUCCCUGAGGACUGGUGGCGUGUGUUUGGGGUGGUGGUGGCUCUGGGGCUGACAGUGGUGGAGGUGGGCCGGGAGGUGGCGGAGAUGAUAGGCUCCAGGAGGAAGCUAAGGAGCUGGCAGAGUUGGUGUGAGCAUCGCACCAACGAUGACCUGCGCUGCACACACCCAAUGUGGCCCGAGGAAAAACAUUUCUUGGAAGAGCAAAUCAAGUUUAUCCACCGCAUGAAGGGAAACUACUUACAAGACCCCUGGAACAUCUUUGAUUGGCUGGUGUACAUUCUGCUGAUGGCGGUGUUUGGGAUCCAUGUGGCAGACAUCUUCUUGUUGGCAGGCACACUGCGAGACUACAGCCUGCGCCUCUUCGCUGUAGUCAUCAUCUUCCUCUGGCUCCGGCUGAUGAAACACGUCCGAGCCUUCAGGGUUAUGGGUCCUUUCAUUGUCAUGCUGGGGAAGAUUGUGGGGGAUGUGUUGCGUUUCCUCUUCCUAUAUGCAGAGAUCUUCAUCCCUUAUGCAUGUGCCUUCUGGAUUAUAUUUGGAGGUCAGGCGUCAAUACCCAGUAUGCGGACUGUACCCCAGCUGCUCUACAGCCUGUACCGCAUCACUCUGGUGGAUGAGUACGAGUUUAAUGCCAUGGUGGAAGUGGACUCGAUCAUGGCCCACUUCCUCUGUGGUACCUUCCUGGCUCUGUCCUCCAUUCUGUGUGUCAACCUGAUGAUCGCCCUUCUCUCGGACACCUUCCAAAGGGUGUACGACAAUGCACUGGCCAAUGCAGUAAUGCAGCAAGCAGCCAUUAUCCUGCAGGUGGAGGAAUCCAUGCCCCGUCUCUGCCGUUUCUAUGACGACCAGCACAUCCACCGCUUCUGUGCCCCUCUUGGGGAGUUAUACGAUGAUGACAUCAGAACUGACUCAAAGCGGCACGCAGAGCUGAAGACGAUCACCACUCAGAUCAAGGAGACCCUAGAUGAGUUCCUGGAGAUCCAAAAAGAAGUGAAUCCCUCCGAACAACGAAGACCUGAAGAGAGUGACAGGGGCUCAUGGGAGAGGGGCUUCUCAUCCCCUGUGCAGGGGGAACACCUGCAGACUCUGCAGAGGCUCCAGAUGGACCAGACCCAGCAGAACCAGGACCUCAGUGCCCUGAGGGCAGACAUGAAGAACCUGCAGGCCCUGAUCCACCAACUGAUCCAGUCCCAGACCAGCUCAUGUGUGGAGUGUGGUGUGAAUGCAGCAGAAAGCACUGGGUCAGAGACCGUCGAAGCUCCGCCAUACAGGGCCUCAACAGGUUGACUCGUUGAUGCUGAAGAUGAUUGUAACCACAGAGACUGCACAAGCAACAAGAGAUACAGGACCAGAAAAUAAGGAUGAAACCUUCUAACUAACACCUAUCUCCUUAUCAGUUUUAGGUUAUUCAGAUCAUUUAUGGUAUCUUAUGAUAUGACUACAAUACAUGCAGUAUUUUUUUGCUAAUCUAAUAGACACGGUAAAGAGGUCAAAUGGAAGCAGACUGUGGAGGAUAGAAGGAGGAUGCCGUAUUGGCGCAUAUUCAACAAAUCGGAUAUUCUUCAAAUCUGUCAAAUCCGGUUCCGGUGGCAUGCAUUGAAAUGCAUGGCUUUUCUUUUGCAAAAUAACUAUGAAUGAAUGGACUUAUUUUCAAGUAAUUGUUAACAUACAGUAUAACAUCACAUUAAGGUGUGGGACGUUUACUGUAUUACAAGGAACAAUAGCAGGUCUGUUUCGCUCCAGUAGCUGGCAUAUUCUGUCCAUUACCAAUUCACCUAUGGGAACAUGGCUGCCCUUAACACCCGACAACAGAAAGAGUUGGCCACUACUACCAAGAGAUUGAUCGUGACAAAAUUACUUCUACCUUCGACUUGCAAUCAAAACCGAUAAAUGAAUCUCUUGCACUGCUAAAGUAGAUACCUACUCAACUAAAGUGGAACGUUUGGAGACAGCAGCCAAUCUGACAGAAGCGCGACUCCAUGACCUGGAAACAGCGUGAACUAAGCUAGAAGGCAAAACCAAUUUCCUAAAAAACUCAAAAUCAUUCCCGUAAAUUCAAUGUGCGGGUCACAGGACUUGAAACUGGUGUGGAAGCGGGCAACCCAACUUCCUUCAUGAGUAAUCUUUUCUAUGAACUGUUUGGGCGGGAGAAGCUUGGUCCCAUGCACUGAUAAACAUUGUGCACCGUACGAGUCCUCUCCGGAACGGAUCUUUGUGUAUGAUUGUACGAAUCAAAUGGCAAACUGUUCGCCUCACAGUGGAUUCGGGGGCUCUGACCAAUGGGGAGAAGAGGCUCUGCAUCUACCCAUAUCUGAGUGCUGAACUGCUGAAACAGAGGGAGACCUACAACGAGGUGAGGUCCCAGCUACGCAAGCUAAACCUGAGAUGCUGCUUCAUCCACCCGGCAAAACUCAUCUUAACCUUCCAGAAUACAACACAUACGUUUUCCACUGCCAAGGAGGCUCAAGACUUCUUCGAUAAGCACAUUAAGUCCAACACACAAGGGGACGAGCCGACAGAUUUAUUGUAGACUAACCCCAAUUUGGCUCGCUCAAUAUUCAGGUAUGCUAUCCACACACAAUCACGCAGCCUAGCCUAUGGCUGUGAUGCUGCCCUCAACAUAAGACAAUGGUGAGGAAACCAUCUCAAUUGGGUAAAACGAACACCAAUUAUUAUUAUUAUUAUUAUUGCUGAACAUUGGACUUGGUUAUUAUUAUAUUGCCAAUGUUCCAGGACAUUUAGACAAUGAUGACUCCAUGCCAAUUAAUGAACAAUGGACA
This is a messenger RNA of Coregonus clupeaformis (lake whitefish), 3542 nucleotides long. Its product is annotated as transient receptor potential cation channel subfamily A member 1-like. The transcript has 17 exons. The annotation marks the transcript as partial. The record is from RefSeq and is a predicted model, not a curated record. Lineage: Eukaryota; Metazoa; Chordata; Actinopteri; Salmoniformes; Salmonidae. Gene Ontology annotation, molecular function: calcium channel activity; protein binding. Gene Ontology annotation, biological process: calcium ion import across plasma membrane. Gene Ontology annotation, cellular component: membrane.